Molecule: messenger RNA, 2264 nt
Organism: Xenia sp. Carnegie-2017
Lineage: Eukaryota; Metazoa; Cnidaria; Anthozoa; Malacalcyonacea; Xeniidae
Exons: 10
Coding region: 870-1865 (331 amino acids)
Source: RefSeq, a predicted model, not a curated record
AGUUUAUGUUUACUGAAAUGCGCCGAAGAAAUGAUCUAACCAACCGUAGGGGAAGUCGAAUCAAGGGAAAUCAUCCUGUCGAUGUGUUCUUACAGUUUCCUACUGGGGCGCUGUUCAUAUAAAACUCUAAGUAGAAACAUUAGGAUUGAAUCCAUCUACAGUGAAAUAUCAUUUUACAUUCUGCGACGUUUGUCUGUAGUUUUGAUUCUUUGCGAAUUUAGUUGUUUGGAGGUGUAUCAGCGAAGGGCCCCGCUGUUACAUGUUCUGUUCAACUGACAUUUACUUUGAAUCGAUUCUACAGUAAACAUUUUACGGUUGUGAAAUGACCCUUGGAUGACGAGGCUUAAAGUUUGUUUCUCGAAGGAAAGGUGUAUGGAUACACAAUUUUGACGUGGUGAAUAGCGACAUGUGAUUAUGGUAACUUUACUCGACGAUGGGCGGUUGUUCCUUGUUACACCGUAUGGAAAUAGCGAAACUUUACUCGGAGAUGGCAAAGAUGGGUAUAGCGGUAAAGUACCCCAAAUGCGUAAUUAUACGGCUUUGAAAAGGACGGUUUGAUUAUAGGACGAUUGUACGUUGUGAUCUUGUAUUAACACACGAAAGCAAACGAGUAUGGGACACGAAAUAAAAGAGCAACUGGAAAUCGGUGGUAGUUUAUGGCUAAGAACGAACUGUAAUGGUUAAGGAUUCCAGACACACGAAGAGGAUGACUUGGAAAUUGAUCAGAAUACGCACUAGCUACACAAGUGACCCAUACGCACCUAGAGAUAAUGUUGCUUAGCAACCAAGCUGUUGGUGGAACUUGGGACUUGUGUUGGAAUGUCCAGAAAACAAACUCAACAUGGAUGAUUUAAAUUGAAUCUUGUAAAAUGAAGACAGGCUUCAAUGAGUUAAGCACCCAACAAUUUCAUUUGAAAAUUGCUCAGAGACGUCCAAAGUCUUGUUUUGUAAAGAACACGGGAAGCAAAGAAAAUUUUCCUAGCAAUCACGUACAAAAGUGUAGAAGUGAACAAAAUGCUGUAUUGUCUCCAUCAUUUUCAUCAUCAAAGGGCUAUGUCUUAUUUAAUCUCUCGGCUGACAUAGAAAAAAUGGACAAUACAAUAAAAUCACAACAAAUUCAGAUAUCAUCAUAUUUACGUCGACCACAUGCAUCUUGUUAUACUUUGCUUGACUCACAAUGUAUACCAGAAACAGCAAAACCAUGUCGCCCACCGUAUCACCCCAAAUCAGCUAGUACUGUGUUUGGAUAUGCCAAAAGACCAGUGUCAGCUAGUGAAGUCUCACACCAUCUUGGAAGACAAACUAAGACCAGUUUGUUGAGGAGUAAAUCUAAACGUGACAUGCAUACAGAGUCGUGCAAUUCACAAAGCUUCAGGAAUAUAAGAAAUCAAAAGCCGCGCGUUAUCCGUGGAGACAGCAGAAUAACAAAAAGUAGUCUGACGCCCAAAGAGGUGCUCGAUUACAUGAAAUCUGCUCAUGCGUACUUAACUGGAGCGCGAUACAACAGUUCACAUGUUCUGGACAGCAAGUCCCAGUCGAGAUAUGGCGUUUACGUUAGUAAGGAAAAAUUGCGAAGUUGUAAAACAAAUAAAAUAACUGUCUCAUCUGAAAAAGAAAUAGACGAACAACUAUUGCUGGCGUUGAAAAUUGUUGAUAGUAAAACAUCUAAAGCAGAUGUUGUGAAUGUUGCAACGAAUACUGAACCUCAUUAUCUCAGCUUUGAUGAUUGCAAUAACAGCAAAUGGAAUAAAUUAAAAAAACCGUUACCCCGCAAGGAUACCGACAGUAAAUUCCCUGUGGCAAAAGCUAGCGUCGUGAAAUGUAUCCAGACCAUGUACAUUGAUUAUGAUUCUGUUUUGAAAUAGCUAUGUAUACUUAUCAUAGGUAGUGUUUCAUUGUGCUAUUUCAAGUUUUCAACCGAUUCAAACCGGCUGAACGUGUCAUUGCAACCUGUUUAAACCGGCUGAAUGAUCGCGUAUUAUGUCGAAGACCUGUUUGAAUUGACAUCUGAAAAUCUACCACUGAAAUGAUCAGUUCGAAUAAGUUAGGGAAAAUGGGAUUUUAGUGUUACAGGAACGAUCUAAGGGAACCAUCCUGAACUACCCUAUCAUUGUGGGAUGAAGAAAUAAUUCAAACAUUCAAUUUUCGCAAAGAAUUUUUUUCUUUUAACUUUUGAAUAUCGGAAACGUGCCAUUAAAGUCAAUUAUUGACGAUUAUAGAUGUCAUCCUUUUCUGUCUGUAAUAAAUUUGGUUUGUGCUUCUAA